This is a messenger RNA of Rhinichthys klamathensis goyatoka, 1311 nucleotides long. It is a transcript of the gene hmbsa, whose product is annotated as hydroxymethylbilane synthase a. The transcript has 14 exons. The record is from RefSeq and is a predicted model, not a curated record. Gene Ontology annotation, biological process: heme biosynthetic process. NCBI's taxonomy places the organism in Eukaryota, Metazoa, Chordata, Actinopteri, Cypriniformes, Leuciscidae. The coding region runs from base 172 to 1254 and encodes 360 amino acids. Gene Ontology annotation, molecular function: hydroxymethylbilane synthase activity. Gene Ontology annotation, cellular component: cytoplasm.
CUUUGGUUUAUCAGCACUGCCCAGAAACACAGGGUGUGGGGAAUGCAAGGACACUGUAAAGGAUAAAAAACCUCUCUAGCAGUUGUUGAUUCAUUCAGUCAUUCAUAAGGCCUUGGAUCCAGCACAUCAUCUUCUGCAGCCUGAAGUUCUGAACUGUAAUCCGCAAAUAACAUGGAAGGGCCAUUCAAGUAUAUUAGAGAAGGAAAUGGCAAAGUCAGUCGGGUUAUUCGCAUGGGAACAAGGAAGAGCCAGCUGGCUCGCAUUCAAACAGACAGUGUGGCCAGCAGACUGAAAGAGCUUUAUCCAGACGUUCAUCUAGAGAUAGUUGCCAUGUCGACAAUUGGGGACAAAAUCCUGGACACUGCAUUAUCAAAGAUUGGCGAAAAGAGCCUCUUCACCAAAGAGCUGGAAAAUGCCCUUGAGAGAAAUGAAGUGGAUAUUGUGGUGCACUCUCUUAAGGAUUUACCUACCUCAUUGCCCACUGGAUUCACUAUUGGAGCCAUUCUUCAGCGGGAAAAUCCCCAUGAUGCAGUGGUUCUUCAUCCAAAGAAUGCUGGACUAACUCUGGACAACUUGCCAGAGAAGAGUGUUAUUGGCACAAGUUCACUUCGCAGAGCAGCUCAGCUGAAGAAACGAUUCCCUCAACUGGAGUUUGAAAAUAUUAGAGGGAAUCUAAACACCCGCCUAAAGAAGCUGGAUGAAAAGGACGACUAUGCUGCCAUCAUUCUGGCCGCAGCAGGGCUCAAACGGAUGGGCUGGGAAAACCGAAUCAGUCAAAUUCUCGGCCCUGAAGAUUGCAUGUAUGCAGUUGGCCAGGGAGCACUGGCAGUGGAAGUCAGAGCACAAGAUAGAGACAUUUUGGAAAUGGUGUCUGUCCUGCACCAUCCAGACACAGUGCUGAGGUGCAUCUCAGAGAGAGCUUUCCUCAAGCAGCUGGAAGGAGGCUGCAGUGUGCCUGUUGCUGUUCAUACAGAAGUGAAAGGGUCCAUGUUGUAUUUGACUGGAGCAGUUUAUAGUUUGGAUGGAGCUGAUUGCUUGAAGGACACUAUGCAGACGUGUGUGGAAAUAGACAACAAAGUGAGUGAGAGUGCACAGGAGUGUGUACCGGUACACGUUGCAGUCACUGCCAACAAUAUAUCAUCAUCAGCCCUCGAUGCUGCUGAGAAACUGGGGAUGGAUCUGGCAAAUGUUCUUCUUAAUAAGGGGGCCAAAGACAUUCUCACAACAGCCAGGAAACUUAAUGAUGCUCGAUAAUAUAUUUUUGUACAUUUUGUGCACUAGUUAGUUGGGACCUAGUUUAUUAAAUAUUUG